Molecule: messenger RNA, 690 nt
Organism: Botrytis sinoallii
Lineage: Eukaryota; Fungi; Ascomycota; Leotiomycetes; Helotiales; Sclerotiniaceae
Exons: 3
Coding region: 1-690 (229 amino acids)
Source: RefSeq, a predicted model, not a curated record
AUGUCUUUCAAUUCCGAUAAACGAAAUGGAAGUCGUGCUAGUUCCUAUACUUUUUCUCCAAAAAUAUCCCAAAUAGCUGAAGCUCCUUCUCCAGUUCUUCCACCAAAUAUCCAUCCGACAACUUUUUGCGCCAUUGGUCCUAAUGCCUGCGAUCUCGAUAUUCUCUCCCGUCUCCACGCUCAGACUGUCAGAGCCAUGGGCCGCGAUAUUUCCCACGAAGAAUUCUAUCUCCGUAUGGAAGGACGUCCUGCCAGAAGUCUUGCUCCCCUUUCUCCCAGCCCAAACAUCAAUCCAUUUUCAUCUUCCAAUACCAAAAUCAAUCCUGAAUACCAAACAUCUGGAAAAUGUCGAAUGGAAAGUGGCACAACUGAAUCUAGAACUAAUAAUCUAAGGAGUGGUAUUAGUGCAAUGGAAGCAAUAGAGCCAGAUCAAAAGUUCAGAGAAUUUGUAGCGAGAUGCGUGGGAAUUACACCGCGGGCUUUAUUUAUGGGAGUUGGGGCAACAGAGAGGGCAGAUAGAAAGGUUGGGAGAGGACCAGGUUUGACGGCUAAGGAAGAAGAAGAAAAGGGGGUUUACGAGAAAGUUGAUUGGGGGGAUGGGAUUCUUGAGUUUGAUGCGUGGGUCGAUAUGGUAUGCAAAGAGGUCCUAGCUAUGAGAAGAAGACUCGAUGCUUCAAGAGGUUUGAUUUAA